Molecule: messenger RNA, 624 nt
Organism: Budorcas taxicolor (takin)
Lineage: Eukaryota; Metazoa; Chordata; Mammalia; Artiodactyla; Bovidae
Gene: CFAP418
Product: cilia and flagella associated protein 418
Exons: 6
Coding region: 1-624 (207 amino acids)
Cellular component (GO): cytosol
Source: RefSeq, a predicted model, not a curated record
AUGGCGGAGGACCUAGACGAGCUCUUGGAUGAGGUGGAGUCCAAGUUUUGCCGACCAGACCCACUGAGACUGGGUACGGUCGAGCGGCCCAGAGGCGGCGGCGGCGGCUUCUUCGGCAACGACCAGAACCGAGCCGAGGCGAAAGAGAAUCUCAGAUCAGCAGAAACAUUUGAAAAAGAAGAUGAUCUUGACAGUCUUAUUAAUGAAAUAUUUGAAGAGCCCCACUUCGACAAAAAACACUUUAAAUUAAAAUCUAAAUCUUCAGGUAACACAUCUGUCAGAGCUUCCAUUCAAGGCCUCGGUAAAAGCUGCAGCCCAGUGUACAUCGGCGGAAGCGCCGUUCCGUGUGGGAUUGGGACAAAUACUUCACAGAGAGCAUGUGACCAUCUGCGUUGUACAGCCUGUGAUUUCUGGGUAGAAAGCUACGAUGACUAUAAGUGGGACAAAUCAUGUGAUUACCUGUUUUUCAGGAACAAUAUGCCAGAAUUCCACAAAUUAAAAACAAAGCUGGUAAAGAAGAAAGGAACACGAGCAUAUGCCUGCCAGUGCAGCUGGAGAGCUGUUGAAGAACUGACUGACCUUCAGACCGACCAUCAGCUUCGCUGGGUUUGUGGCAAACACUAA